This is a messenger RNA of Camelina sativa (false flax), 709 nucleotides long. Lineage: Eukaryota; Viridiplantae; Streptophyta; Magnoliopsida; Brassicales; Brassicaceae. The record is from RefSeq and is a predicted model, not a curated record.
CAACCUUGUUCAGCGGUCAUAAGCCAGCCGAGGGUGUUGGCAUACUUCCUCUUAGCAUGCUUAAAGGAAUGGGAGGUCUGGAAAACGACAAACUGAUUGUCAAAGUAGAAGUAAAAGUAGUUGAAGUAGCAUAUUUAACUGGGAGGGAGAUGUCUGAAGUCGAAACGUUCGAGGUUCCAUUAACUCAGGUAUGCUAAUUAAGAAGCUUCACGAUUUCUUGUUGUUUAAGUAUAUGAUCUAUAUGUAUACCUUUCUCGUUGGCAGGUUCAAACAGUGAGCAAGAUUUCGAAAAGCACCCGGACAUUGCAGUAGAUUUCAAACCAAAAAGCCCAGCGUUGAAGAGCAUACAUGAUUGUCCUCCUCGGCCUUAUCCAGAAACUGCGCAAGCCUCCACAGGGCCUUUCUAAGACUGAGCUAGAAGACGCUCAAAACGAGUUGAGCGAGCUAACGGAAGCGGGAUUCAAGCUAGAUUGGUUAAAGACAAAGCUUGAGGAGGUUUCUUUAAAGAGGAAGAAUGCAUUUGCUGGUGGUUGUCAGGUUGAAGAAGUGGAGGAACGCAUCAAGAAUCUGGAGCUGACUUUGUCGGAUCUCAAAGUUGAACUGAAAAGUGAGAAGGCUAAAUCUGCUGUUGAUAAUGCUAGACUUUUGUCGCUUGACGACAUUCUUUGAUGUGAAAAUCAAGUUUUUCCCUUUAUUUUAUCUUUUUGGU